AUUUUAGCUAGAGUCACUGAGAGAAGGAAAUGGAAAAUCUAUACAUAGAAAAAGAGUAAUGUAAAGCGUGAAAGGAUAAAGACAAAAAACCGUUCGUACAUCAGAAGGAGACAGGUAGCAAUCCGCCAUUGGAGAGGGUUCUUAACGGAUUCUGAAUCACCCAAAUCCUCUCACUCAAUGCGUUCUGCAUGUUCGUAAGAGCUGGAGGAGGAAAGAAGGAAGGAAGGAAGGAGCACACAGAUAUGGCAGAGUGUGGGGAAGAAACAUUGGUUUAUAUGCCGGACAGAACUGUUGCAACAGCUCCUCUUUCAGCUUCCCUAACCUCCAGCUUGAAACGACCUCGUUCCAGAGAGGAUUCCUCCGAAUUGUGUAAAUCCGAUUGUUAUCCUACGGAAAUCUUAAAGCAUAGACAAGAGGAAAACGGAAUCAGUAAUUCCUUCGAGUUUGAAAUACCACUGCAAAAUGGAGAAAUUCAGAAUUCAGAUGUACCAAAAAGAACUCCUGGAAGAGCAAAGAGAACCAAAUGUGUAUACGUACUGGGAAAUGCAUGUAACUCCAUGAAUUCAUCUGCGGAUCUAAGAUCAUUGGAUAUCCCGUUGUUCCCAUCUACAGUGGAUGAAGAUUCUUUGAAUGUCGCAAUGCCGGUUUCUUCGAAAUCGAUCGAAUAUGGUGCUGCUUCUUCUUCUGAUUCUCAUUUAGAGGAUUCAGAGGCUGAUGGAGUGUCCAAGCCUUCAGGUGUUUCCAAGCAAAAACCAUCGAAGCGAAAACCUCAUACAUUCGAACAAUCUUCGAUUCAGACAACAACUCGGAACGGAGACGAAACAGUUAACAAAAAAAAGGUCGAAUCGCUGGAUUACAAUGGUUCACAGGAAGCGACGCUUGUGGAUGUCCAGUUAACCGUCGAAGCAAAUAACCGAGCAGAGGAUGUCCCAUUCGUCUCUCUGAAAAGUAAAUUAACAGGUAAAACAAUACUGGGAUACCCUCUAGAAAUUGGAGUAUUGCACGAUCAUGUCGCGGACAUGACUCCGAGAAAUGAAAACAUUCGACGCAACAACGAAGGAGGAAGUAGUGGAUACCAUCGACGACUUGUUUGGAGAACUUCUAGAAGAACCCCUGUGUGCUAUGUUACUAACUCACUGUUUUUUAAGAAUCCACAGGGCGGGAAAAGAAUAGGAAGUGUCGAAGACUCGGUUUCUAAAUUUAGAAAGAUCGGAGGUGGUGGUUCGGAGGGAACUUGUGUCCCCGUCGAACUUGUGUUCAGAAAAGUGCUGGCGGCCAUAGGUAAGGUAAGAUCUUGAAACUUAUGAAUGUUUAAAUCUCAUUUUUGGAUAAAAGCUAGGAAAGCAUGAGUUUUAAGGGUUGCACAAAAUUAUGGUAUAGUUUUACGUGAAUUGCUUGUGUUUUCUGCCCUUGCU
Molecule: messenger RNA, 1415 nt
Organism: Andrographis paniculata
Lineage: Eukaryota; Viridiplantae; Streptophyta; Magnoliopsida; Lamiales; Acanthaceae
Exons: 4
Coding region: 189-1298 (369 amino acids)
Source: RefSeq, a predicted model, not a curated record